Messenger RNA from Pseudophryne corroboree (corroboree frog), 1438 nucleotides. It is a transcript of the gene ACTA2, whose product is annotated as actin alpha 2, smooth muscle. Bases 144 to 1277 code for a protein of 377 amino acids. The record is from RefSeq and is a predicted model, not a curated record. NCBI's taxonomy places the organism in Eukaryota, Metazoa, Chordata, Amphibia, Anura, Myobatrachidae. The transcript has 9 exons.
UGGGAAGCUGGUGGGAGGAGAACAGGCCAACAGACUAUAUAGUCAAACAUGUUCCAGAUUUCCAGCGCACCAUCCCGGAGCAGCUAACCCCAGCAAAGCACGGUCAGGGUUUCUUGAGAGGUUCGAGUAAGUUGUAAUAAAAGAUGUGUGACGAGGAAGACACUACUGCACUGGUGUGCGACAAUGGUUCUGGACUUUGUAAGGCUGGCUUCGCUGGGGACGAUGCUCCGAGAGCAGUAUUCCCUUCCAUUGUGGGUCGCCCCAGGCAUCAGGGUGUGAUGGUGGGUAUGGGUCAGAAGGACAGCUAUGUUGGUGAUGAAGCUCAGAGCAAAAGAGGUAUCCUGACCCUGAAGUACCCCAUUGAACAUGGCAUCAUCACAAACUGGGAUGACAUGGAGAAGAUUUGGCAUCACAGUUUCUACAAUGAACUCCGUGUGGCACCAGAAGAACAUCCAACCCUUCUCACAGAGGCUCCAUUGAAUCCCAAAGCAAACAGAGAAAAAAUGACCCAGAUAAUGUUUGAGACAUUCAACGUACCAGCCAUGUAUGUUGCUAUCCAGGCGGUGCUAUCACUUUAUGCUUCUGGCCGUACAACUGGUAUCGUACUCGACUCUGGUGAUGGUGUCACCCACAAUGUACCAAUCUAUGAAGGUUAUGCCCUCCCUCAUGCCAUCAUGCGUCUUGAUCUGGCUGGCCGUGACCUAACAGACUACCUCAUGAAGAUCCUGACUGAACGCGGCUAUUCUUUUGUAACUACUGCUGAGCGUGAAAUUGUCCGUGACAUCAAAGAGAAGCUGUGCUACGUGGCUCUGGACUUUGAAAAUGAAAUGGCCACAGCUGCCUCUUCUUCUUCCCUUGAAAAGAGCUAUGAACUUCCGGACGGUCAGGUCAUCACCAUUGGCAAUGAGCGGUUCCGCUGCCCUGAAACUCUCUUCCAACCCUCUUUCAUUGGAAUGGAAUCUGCUGGUAUCCAUGAAACCACAUACAACAGUAUCAUGAAAUGCGACAUUGACAUCAGGAAAGACCUGUAUGCCAACAACGUAUUGUCAGGAGGUACUACAAUGUAUCCUGGCAUUGCUGACAGAAUGCAAAAGGAAAUCACUGCUUUAGCCCCCAGCACAAUGAAAAUCAAGAUCAUCGCUCCUCCAGAACGCAAGUACUCAGUCUGGAUUGGUGGAUCCAUCCUGGCGUCCCUGUCCACCUUUCAGCAGAUGUGGAUCAGCAAACCAGAAUAUGAUGAAGCCGGCCCCUCUAUUGUGCACCGCAAAUGCUUUUAAAUGUCCUUUUAUAUUGUCUUUAAUUCCAAGUUAUAUCUUCAAGUGUGCUCAGAAGAGUACAUGGCCACCAUUUCAUUCCAAAAUAUGUCUUAGGCUUCAAUUUGAUAAAGUAUUUUUUGUUUGUUUGUUACGAAUAAAGCUUAAACUAUUCUACCAGUAAA